AUGGAGGCAGAGGGGUAUAUGGUGUACGGUGGAUCCGGUGUGACCAAGCAGAGAGGAGAGGAAGUUUUCAUCGGUUCAGCAUUAUCUACUGCUCAGGUGGGUGUUAAGAAGUGUCGCUCGUGCAAUCGCAAUGCUUCAAGGCGCGCACGUUCGCUUGUCACCAUUCUCAUUGGUGGGCAUUUCAAGCGUUUUCCUGAAGGCGCUGACGACCUCUUCUUGUUUUUAUCCAAUCGACCCAACUUUCAUUUGGCAUAUUUGACCCCGAGUUUACAUGUUACUGGAGAGAUGAGGACUACCUCCAGGCGGGAGCUCAUUGGCGGACUUGGUAUGGUUGUCUUACUGGACAGGCUUCUUUGCUCAGCUUCGCUAGAGAGCGAAGAAACGGCAGCUUUAGAGGACAUCGGAAAAACCCUGUCUCCCCUCAUCUUGAGGGGUGAUUCUGUUGACGCCAAUGCAGCUAAGGAUGCUCCCGUAAGCCUGGAAGAUGCCUUGGAUGGCUGGGAAGUUUCUCCCCAGUUGUUGGAGGAGCUCAUUACGCCGACUGAGGAGAAAGUCAACUUGCUCAUAGACUCAUCAAUUGUCUCGUGGACGGACUCGCAUGCAGAAAAUGUCCCGGAGGAAGUGCGUAAGGAGAUGGUGGGCGACUUAGAGAGGGCUCGACAGUUAGGCCUUCGUCAAGUACGUCUUUUCAACUACAUGGUUAAACUCAAGGGUCUAAUAGACGCCUCAGAAGAUGGAGAUGGCGUCUACCUCAAAGACCUCAUGAAAUGGUGCAGGCACAUGUUCCUCAAUAUGCAUGCAGCUGAGUCAGAACUGUUUGCCAAACAGGAAGAAGUCAGGAAACAAUUCUUUCAGCCAGGGGAGACCACCCCAUUUUCCCUAGAGUCUCGGAGCAUUUACCUUUUACUAAGGCACCGUGCUGAUGCGAUAGUCAGGCGAUUCGAGGGCUACAUGGCCGAACCGAAGGAAGGCACAGGAAAUGAAGAAAGAAGUGCAGAUGCCCAUACUCAGGCUGAAUAG
Molecule: messenger RNA, 1020 nt
Organism: Eimeria maxima
Lineage: Eukaryota; Apicomplexa; Conoidasida; Eucoccidiorida; Eimeriidae
Exons: 2
Coding region: 1-1020 (339 amino acids)
Source: RefSeq, a predicted model, not a curated record